AUGAUCGUCCUAAGCUGGAACUGCCGGGGGCUUGGGAACCUUCGUGCAGGAACUGUACUCUCUCAUUUGGUGAGAGAAAAGGCUCCCGAUAUUUUGUUUCUUAUGGAGACAAAACAGACAGUUGAUGAGAUGAAACUUAUUCAAGCAGAUUUACACUAUGCUUCUAUGCUAGCAGUCCCAUGUGUCCAUAGAGCGGGUGGACUCGCAAUGAUGUGGAAGGCAGGUGUUGAUUUACACGUGCAAACUUUUUCUUUGAAUCAUAUAGACGCUCGAAUCAUGAAUAAUCAACCUACACCUUGGAGAAUAACAGGUUUCUAUGGAAGACCGGAGGCACAUCGAAAACAUGAGUCUUGGGAACUAUUAAGGCAUCUGCACUCUAGAGACUCCAUGCCGUGGCUGUGUGUGGGUGACUACAAUGAGAUACUGUCAUCAGAAGAAAAGCAAGGGUGCCUCCCACGACCACACAGACCAAUGGAGGAUUUUAGACAAGCACUAUUACACUGUGGGUUGAGUGAUCUUGGUUUCAUUGGGAACAUAUUUACCUGGAGGAAUGGGAGACCGGGAAGGGCUUUUGUUCAAGAGAGGUUGGACCGGGCAUGUGCAAACACUAAAUGGAGGGAGAUUUAUCCUUUUGCAAGAGUGCAUCAUCUUCAUGCGGCAUACUCCGAUCAUGAGCCAAUCUUAAUUAAAACACAGGAAGUCACACAGGUUACAAGUAGAAGACGAAAGCCAAAGAGGUUUGAAGAAAGGUGGGCUUCGGAUCCAGCUUGUGAGGGGGUGAUCCGUGAGGCAUGGGAGGGAGUGAACCUCACGGGUAGUCCUAUGUACCAAUUAUUUGAAAAAAUAAAAGCUUGCCGCAUGGCCUUGGUGAGGUGGAGCCGAACUUUAGGCAAUUCUAAGGAGCAAAUUGAAUCGAAGUACACUGAAUUGGAAGCACUAACCUCUAUGAACCUAGCCGAAAACCAAGACCAGAUUCACAAAGUUCGGGAUGAGAUUAAUUGUUUGCUCUUAAAAGAUGAAAUGUUUUGGAGGCAGCGAUCUAGGGCUAUUUGGCUACUUGCAGGAGACAAAAAUACAAGAUACUUUCAUCAGAGAGCCAGCCAACGAAGAAGAAAGAACCAUAUCCAGGGAUUCCUUGAUGAGCAUGAACAAUGGUGUACAUCGGAUGCUGACAUAGCCAGAUUGGCUGAAAAGUAUUUUCAGAAUUUAUUCACAACAUCAAACCCAACAAAUUUGGAGUCGGUCUUGGACUCGGUGGAUAAGGUGGUCCAUCCAGAUAUGAACCAUGCACUCCUUCAGCCCUACACACCAGAAGAGGUUAGAAAGGCUUUGUUCAGCAUGCACCCCUCAAAGUCUCCAGGUCCCGAUGGUAUGUCUCCUUUCUUUUUCCAAAAAUUCUGGCAUGUAGUAGGUGAUGAUGUCACGAGUGCUAUUUUAUCUGUUCUACAUUCAGGCCAUUUUCUGCAUAAGAUGAAUUACACACACAUUGUCCUUAUUCCAAAAAUAAAUGAGCCAAAAAAUGUAUCUGAUUACCGGCCUAUUAGUCUAGGAAAUGUUGUAUCCAGAAUUGUCUCUAAAGUGAUAGCAAAUCGCUUGAAAUUAAUUCUGCCCAAUGUAAUAUCGGAUUCACAAAGUGCUUUUGUUCCAAACCGAUUGAUAACUGAUAAUACAACUGUAGCUUUUGAGGUGUUACACAGGAUGAGGAAUAAAAGAACAGGAAAGAAAGGGCAGAUGGCAAUCAAGCUGGAUAUCAGCAAAGCCUAUGACCGGGUUGAGUGGUCUUUCCUUCGGCAAAUCAUGCUAAAAUUGGGGUUUGAUGGAAGGUGGGUGCAAAUGGCUAUGGAGACAGUUCAUACAGCAACAUACUCGGUGCUCAUUAAUGGAGAACCAAAGGGGUAUAUCUCACCUUCAAGGGGCUUAAAACAAGGAGACCCACUAUCUCCCUAUCUAUUUUUACUAUGUGCGGAGGGCCUUUCUUCCCUUAUACGAAAGGCUGUGGAGACAAAACACCUACAUGGGAUUUUAUCUUGUAAAAAUGGAGUAUGCAUCUCUCACUUGUUGUUUGCAGACGAUAGUUUUAUUUUUUGCCAAGCCACAAGGGAGGAGGGGCAACACCUUCUAGAUAUUCUUGGGAGGUAUGCAACUGCUUCAGGACAAGCUAUAAAUAGUCACAAAACUUCCAUCUUCUUUAGCAGAAAUACAAGGGAUUCGGUUAAGGCAGAAAUACAGGCACUAUUAGGGGGCAGAAUUAUGGAAGAUUGUGAACCAUACCUAGGCUUGCCCAUGACCGGUGGAAGAUCAAAGGUCAACACUUUCAGAGGCUUACAAGAGAAAAUUACAAAGAAAGUGAUGGGGUGGAAGGAGAAAUUUAUUUCAAAGGCUGGAAGGGAGAUACUCAUCAAAACGGUGGCCCAAGCCAUCCCCGCAUACACCAUGGGAAUUUUCAAAAUCCCAAAUGCCUUAUGUGACACUCUAAACUCCACAAUAGCUAAAUAUUGGUGGGGCCAGACGAAGGAUGAAAAGAAAAUUCAUUGGAUCAAUUGGGAAAAGCUGUGCAGCCCAAAAGCAAGAGGAGGGAUGGGGUUUCGAGACAUACAAGCUUUCAAUUUAGCCUUGCUAGCAAAACAAGCAUGGCGACUUAUCCAUAACACACACUCACUGUUCUAUCGGGUGUACAAAUCAAGGUAUUUCCCAAACUGCUCUUUCAUGGAUGCUGAGUUGGGAAAUAAUCCAUCCUAUGUAUGGAGAAGCUUACUUGCAGCAAGAAACAUCAUACGGAGAGGGUCCAAGUGGAAGGUGGGAGAUGGUCGAACUAUCGGUGUCAGUACACACAACUGGCUAUCUCAUGAACCGGAUUUUCUGGGUGAACAACAGCAGGGGAUGAUGGUUGAGGACCUGAUAGACGGGCAUACGAAACAAUGGGAUAGGGAGAAAGUUUUCAACCUCUUUGCACACAGGACAAGGAUGGAGAUUCUGGAUACUGCACUGCCACAGGAUGGAAGCCGAGACACCCUGAUAUGGAAGGAGACAAAAUCAGGUGCUUUCUCGGUGAAGUCUGCCUAUAAGCUAGCUAUACGGAUGAGGGACAUUGUUCGGAGUGAGCACUCAGAAGCCAGAAGAGACGAAUCAAGCUGGAGGAAGGUGUGGCGGUUGAACGUGCCACCAAAGGUCCGUAUGUUCCUCUGGAGGGCAUGCUCAAAUAUAUUGCCAACCAGAGAGAACUUAAACAGGAGAAGAGUGCAGGUAGACCCCAUGUGUGGUAUGUGCUGCCAGAAGCCUGAAUCAGUUGGACACCUUUUGUGGGAAUGCCCCCUAGCAAGGAACGUAUGGGCUCUCUGUAGUGGAAGAAUUCAGAAAUGCCCCAAUACAGAAGGUGAUUUCUUUAUGCUUCUCCAAAGGAUGGUGAGUAAAUUAGAAGAGCAUGAUGUGGAGAAGUGGGCAGUCAUAGCGUGGGCAAUCUGGAACGCAAGAAACAAAUAUUACUUUGAACGGAUCCAACUCCAUCCAAGAGACAUACUGAGGGGGGCUACCGGAUUCUUGCAAGAAUAUCAGAGAUUUAUGCAGGCACAGCAGCAGAACAGAGAGGCCGAGAGUCAACAGUGA
Quercus robur (English oak) is the source of this 3603-nucleotide messenger RNA. RefSeq lists its product as uncharacterized. The transcript has a single exon. Lineage: Eukaryota; Viridiplantae; Streptophyta; Magnoliopsida; Fagales; Fagaceae. Bases 1 to 3603 code for a protein of 1200 amino acids. The record is from RefSeq and is a predicted model, not a curated record. Gene Ontology annotation, molecular function: catalytic activity.